Aspergillus japonicus CBS 114.51 is the source of this 1028-nucleotide messenger RNA. RefSeq lists its product as uncharacterized. The record is from RefSeq and is a predicted model, not a curated record. Lineage: Eukaryota; Fungi; Ascomycota; Eurotiomycetes; Eurotiales; Aspergillaceae. Bases 141 to 1028 code for a protein of 295 amino acids. The transcript is spliced from 2 exons.
GACAAGUGAGGCAUUUUGGGUUGGUGUAUGAUUCAGGAGCAUCGUCCCCUUGGCAAUAUGUAGCCAGACAAUACACAAUCUAACUCUUGUCCUGGUUCAUUUCUCUAGCCCAUCCCAUCCAGCAGCCAAGACCAGCCACCAUGUCCACCACCACCGACACCGACACCGCAACCACCACCACCACCAGACCAGGCUGGUACCAAACCAGCGUCACGGCUAUCGACCCCGCCGCGCAGUCCCUGCUGGAGGAGUACAGCGGGCUCCAGCCCGACGAGGUGCUUCCUCAUGUCCUAGCUCUGAGAGACGAAGCCUUCAACAUCUUCCCCUACCCCUGCAUCGGCCAAAUGCGGUUCCUGAGCUGCCACCUGGCGCGUCUCCCGUUCUACCCGCACGUCCUGGCGCGGCUGCGCGCCUCGCCGGCCCACGGCUUCCUGGACGCGGGGUGCUGCGUCGGCCAGGAGCUGCGGCACCUGGUGCACUGCGCCUCGAUCCCGGCGUCGCAGCUGUACGGCUUCGAUCUCGAGCCGGGGUUCUUCGACCUGGGCUACAAGCUCUUCCGCGACGACGCCCACACAUUUCCGGCGACGUUUGUGGGCGGGGAUUUCGGGGUCGAGGACGAGGAGGCGUGGGCGCGCGGGGCGAUUGUGCGGAGCGUCCAGGGGAAGGUGGAUGUCGUGUGGGCGGGCUCGUUGCUGCAUUUCUGGGACUAUGAGGGCCAGGUGCGCGGGGUGGUGCGGUUGGUUGGGUUGACGAGGGGUGCGGUGGGGACGAUUGUGUGUGGGCGGCAGAUGGGAAGUACGGUGGCCGGGGUUUAUGAGUUGACGGGGUUGAUGGAUCGGACGAUGCAUUAUCGGCAUGAUGUGGCCAGUCUGUUGGGGCUGUGGCGCGAGGUCGAGGGCCGGACGGGGACGAGGUGGGAGGUGCGGGCGGAGUUGGAGGUCGGCGAGACCACGGCCAAGAUGCGCAAUAUGAGCUUUGUGGAUGAUAAUGCCCGCGUGGUUUGGUGGUGUGCUACCCGCGUGCUGUGA